AUGUAUGUACGUACAGGAAUCGUCAGCAGGCCUAGUUACUUUUUGGCGUCACCGCGAGGUGAUAUUUCGGAGAGCACGGUCGUUUGUUCGCAAAACGGUCGAGAGCUGGCAAAGGUCAGGUGCUCCAAAGAGUCUAAACCAACGGAGGCUCUGCGCCUUUUCCCACCUGUCAGCUCAUGUUCCUCCGAUGUUUCUAUGUACUUUAGAUAG
This is a messenger RNA of Pyricularia oryzae 70-15, 210 nucleotides long. RefSeq lists its product as uncharacterized. The transcript is spliced from 2 exons. NCBI's taxonomy places the organism in Eukaryota, Fungi, Ascomycota, Sordariomycetes, Magnaporthales, Pyriculariaceae. The record is from RefSeq and is a predicted model, not a curated record. The coding region runs from base 1 to 210 and encodes 69 amino acids.